UAUAUAUAUAUAUAUAUAUAUUAGUGACGAUCAUUAAUAAUAGCCAUGACUUUAGAUGUUAACGAUGAGCCCGGUAAACUAUUUAUCGGUGGUCUCAGUUGGGAGACGACAAUCGAAAAACUGACAGAAUAUUUCUGUCGUUACGGCGAAGUAAGCGACUGUGUGGUCAUGAAGAAUGCCGAGACGGGCCGUUCCCGUGGUUUCGGUUUCGUAACGUUUAAGGAUCCGUCGUGCGUACAAAUAGUGAUGGCCAGUGGCCCGCAUGCGCUCGAUGGCCGAACAAUUGAUCCCAAAGAAUGCAAUCCAAAGACCGCACAAAAGGGCAAACGAGAUGCAAAAGUGGGAAACUUUCCGAAAGUAUUUCUCGGAGGACUUCCACCCAAUGUUAACGAAACAGUACUCAGAGAUUAUUUCUCAAAAUUUGGAAAAGUUAUCGAAGUGGUUAUUAUGUAUGAUCAGGAGAAAAAGAAAACACGAGGCUUUGGAUUCUUGUCCUUUGAUUCAGAAGAUACCAUUGACAAAGUGGUCAAGGAACAUUUUGUCAGCAUCGGUGGCAAACAGGUUGAAGUCAAAAGAGCCGAACCCAGAGAUAAGUCAAGUGGCAAUUCAAUGAAGAACCAUAUGGGCAAUUCACCGAUGCAACAGCACGGCGGUGGCCACCCGAUGGCCGGAGCUAUGCCACCAUGGAAUCCAAUGUGGGGACCACAAGGUGGACCGCCGAUGCACGUUCCACCCCCACCUGGUCAGCCACCGCCGCCCACUGCGGCCGGAGCACCGAUACCUGGAAUGCCGAACGGAAUUCUUCCCGCCGGCUAUACUCCUGCUUGGAAUUCCAGUCAACAAACCGGUGCCUAUGCUGCCGGCAAUGGUUGGACACAACCGCAAAACUAUCCGAAUUAUCAACAGUGGACAGGUUAUGGAUACCCGCCGCCAGGUUGGCAGGGAUACGGAUAUGGACCAUACAAUACCACUUAUCCUGGCUAUGGCCAAGCGGCGGCAGCGGGACAAGGCGCUGCCAAUGCCACCCAAACACCAGUAGCACAAGCAGCGAUUGCUGGUCAAGCGGCCGCCAACUCGGCCGUCGGUACAUACAUGCAAGCCGCUGGCGCUACUGUAACUCCCGGUGGCGCACAAGUAGUCGCUGCAAAUGCCGGCGCCGCUGCACCACAAGCGAGCGGCACAGCCAUCGGCACAUAUCAACAGGAAGCUUCCAGUUAUGGGCCGGCAAGAGUUGGCAGUUAUGCCAGUGCACCUAAUUAUACCAACUAUGCACUGCAAGGACAGGGAGACGCAUCGGCAUCAGCAAACACCUAUAGUGCCAAUGCCAGCGCUAACGCUGCUCCCUAUACCAGAGCUUCAUCACAGGCACAGAGUUAUCAUCCAUACAGAAGAGUUUGAACAGGAGUUUAGUUCUCUCUUGGUUUUGGAUGCGCACAACUGAUCCGAUGAUAUCAAUCUGAUUAUAUAAUAUUUCUUUGAUGAUGUGUCGCCUCUUUUUUAAAAUUGUAGUAUUUCUUAAUUUUCAAUCAAUAUAUACCCAUAAAUCAUAUGUUAUUAUUAUUAUUUACUGUAUGUUUUUGACCGCAUUGUUGGCACAAUUUGUGGUCUUAACAACAAAACAAACAAAAAUAUGUCAUCUCAAUAAUCAUUUAUAUAUAUAAUAA
This is a messenger RNA of Oppia nitens, 1664 nucleotides long. Its product is annotated as heterogeneous nuclear ribonucleoprotein 27C-like. Gene Ontology annotation, molecular function: RNA binding. The record is from RefSeq and is a predicted model, not a curated record. The coding region runs from base 46 to 1398 and encodes 450 amino acids. The transcript has 10 exons. Lineage: Eukaryota; Metazoa; Arthropoda; Arachnida; Sarcoptiformes; Oppiidae.